Cotesia glomerata is the source of this 903-nucleotide messenger RNA. Its product is annotated as putative ankyrin repeat protein RF_0381. NCBI's taxonomy places the organism in Eukaryota, Metazoa, Arthropoda, Insecta, Hymenoptera, Braconidae. The record is from RefSeq and is a predicted model, not a curated record. The transcript has a single exon. Gene Ontology annotation, molecular function: protein binding. The coding region runs from base 1 to 903 and encodes 300 amino acids.
AUGGAGGAAGCCUGGCUUCUUAUACAUCGAGGAGCACGACUGGAUGCCGACAAUGAUGACAGUGGUAACCGACCAAUACACGAAUUAAUAAUAGACAGAGAUUUUGGAUCAAGACGCGUAAGAGUCACGAGCAGAAGAAUGUUAUACCAGAUGAUCCGACAAGGGGUGGAUCUAUCAGCCAAAAAUAGAGAAGGUCAAGCAGCAAUCCACCUAGCCGCAAAGCAAGGUAUAUGGGACUUAUUCAACGUCUUGCUGGAGGAAGGCUCAAAAAUCAACCUAGAAGACGACAAUGGAAGAACAGCAUUAUUCUACGCAGUAGAAGGAAGACAAAAGGGAAAAGUGGAUAAACUACUUCGGAUGGGCGCUGGAGUUAAUCACACUGAAAAUCAAGGAAUGACGCCAUUGAUGAUGGUCCUUAACAAACGAGUAGACUACGUCCACGCAAUGAGAAAUGACUGGAGCAGUGAGUACACAACUCUCGUCAAUAUUGUAAAAAUUUUGCUAACCUUCGGAGCAAAAGUGAACCAACGCACUACAGAAAAAGGCAUCACGGCAUUACACAUGGCUGCACAUAGAGGAUACGAGGAAAUAACUAGACUGUUGCUAAUCAACGGAGCAGAUAUCAACGCAAAGACAAAAAGAGGGAGGUACGUUCCGCAAUUCAGCAAGUAUCACAGAGAAGUAGCUGACAUGCCAAGGGAUUACGACCCUGGUAUUCCAAAAAACACAUGGAACCACGCAACUCGCGGCCAAGUACAAGUAUAUGACCUAAUCAAAUGUUGGCUUUUGAAGUUACGGGCAGGAGGUAAAGAGAUAGCGGAGGAAUUGAAAUCAGAAAUAGCAUGCGUCGAGGAAAAAUACGAAGAAUACGAAACCAUAGUAUUGAAUGAAAUGGAGAUAUGA